Messenger RNA from Centruroides sculpturatus (bark scorpion), 471 nucleotides. RefSeq lists its product as uncharacterized. The record is from RefSeq and is a predicted model, not a curated record. Bases 1 to 471 code for a protein of 156 amino acids. The transcript has a single exon. Lineage: Eukaryota; Metazoa; Arthropoda; Arachnida; Scorpiones; Buthidae.
AUGAGUUCACCGGUCAGUAACGCAGGUCAGCCAUCUUUAACUUUAUCCCGUUUAAGUGGUCAACAGGAACUAUCCGGUAAUCCAGUUCCAUCGUUAUUAUUAGAAGGAAAUUUAGCUCAUAUCUGGUCAAUCUGGUAUCAGAAAUUUAAAAUAUUUUUGUGCGCUAGUAAUUUAGAAAGUGAAACUGAUUCCCGUAAAGUCGCCAUAUUUUUACCUUUUGUGGGAGAAGAUGCGUUACAGGUUUUCAAUUCCUUUAACUUGGAUAUGAACAAUUGUCAAUAUUUGGAUGUAGUAAAAAAAUUUGAGUCUCAUUGCAAAUCUAAAACUAAUCUCAUGAUUGAGAGAGAUAAUUUUUUGACCAGAAGACAAAAACCAGACGAGUCAAUCGAAGACUUCGUAACUGCACUAAAGAACCUAAGCCUAACUUCGAUAAUCUCCGAGAGAGUUUGGUCCGAGACAUGUUUAUUGUAG